Anisakis simplex (herring worm) is the source of this 573-nucleotide messenger RNA. The record is from the annotation of a GenBank genome assembly. Lineage: Eukaryota; Metazoa; Nematoda; Chromadorea; Rhabditida; Anisakidae.
AUGUCUGAGGCUAUAUCAGGAACUGAGCAACAACAGGUCGCAGCUUCAUCUUCAUCAUCAGCUUCUUCUGAUGGCCCAGCAAAGAAACCGGACUUCAUGGAGCGAUUCAAGCAACUUCAUCAGCGCAGACAAGAAUCUCGCAAGCUGAAUCACGAGCAAGUGGUCGACGAGGAUCGUCGCUCAAAACUGCCCAAAAAUUACGAAUUGAGACGAAAGCGUCAAGAAUGGGAAUUACUAGAACUCACAGAAAAAGAGAAAGCUGAAGAAAGAGGAGAAGACUAUGAGCGUCUGAAGGCGCUCAAAACACAGGCCGAUUUGGCUGACCGAAAGGAGUUCACGAAACGCAAGAAGCAUAAUCCGGACAAAGGAUUCAGCGAUUAUGAGACUAUGACACUUCGCCAGUAUGAACGGCUCUCGGGAAACAUCAAACCGGAUAUGAAGUCGUAUGAGAAGAUGAAAGAAAUUGUUGGCGAAGAGGAGUUCUAUCCAACUUCAAAUACAUUGAUAACUGGAUCACACUAUCCUACAGAUGCUGCGAAAGAGAAAUUAGCACAAGAUAUUAGAUCACAGUAA